AAAGAGAUGCUUUGCAGCAAAAAUAAUUAAGACACAAUCGCUUUCCCUUCCUCCUUAAUUACGACAUGGCUUGGAGGUUUACGUCCUUAUUUCUCUUCUUGUUCGUCGUUUUCAAUCGGGUGAGGGCUAAGAUUGUUUUAGAAGACGGGUACGAGGUUACAACAGUAGUCGACGGUCACAAGUCUGGUCUGAAUCCACACACGAUUCAUGCUCUUCCAGGAUCUUCCAGUCUGAUCGUCCUUGAUUCGUCCGGAAGCACAUUCUACACUACUUCGUUUCCUCUGUCCGUUGAUAGUGUGAUAAACCGGUUUGCUGGGGAUCGGAAUCCCGGUUAUUUAGAUGGUAAAGCUGGUAACAGCCGGUUUAACAAACCCCGUGGUUUUGCUGUGGAUGCUAAAGGGAAUGUCUAUGUUGCUGAUAAGAAUAAUAAAGCUAUACGCAAGAUCAGCUCUUCAGGUUAUGUAACCACCAUUGCUGGAGGAAUCUCAAAGGAUAUUGGACAUAGAGACGGACCUGCACAGAAUGCAACAUUCUCUAGCGAUUUCGAGCUAACUUUUGUUCCUGAAAGAUGUUGUUUGCUUGUUUCCGACCAUGGAAACGAAAUGAUCCGCCAGAUAAAUUUAAAGGAGGAGGAUUGCCUCGAAAGCUCUCACUCUAAUUUAGGGAUAUACUCGCUCUGGUCAAUAGGGUUUGUCCUUUCAUGCUUUCUCGGGGCUGCCAUAGGUUUUGCUGCUCGUCCUUACAUCAUUCGUCAUACAGGAAGAAGUGAACCACCUCUCGUUCAUCGCGACAUGGAAGCUUCUCCUAAUCAAAUUGGGGGAACAAGCUCUGAUCUUCUUCUCCUACAUUAGAAACCGAGUUGCUGGAUCAACGGUUUAUUCGGUACUAAGUAGACUAGUUAUGAUGAUCGUGUCUCACCUUUCCCUCAUGUAUUCCGCAAUAAGUAGAUUAGUAAGUUCGAUGGUAUCUCCCCUUUUCUUCAUGUGUCAACCCAACAAUGUAGUUAGUUUAGACAAGACAGUCUCUUUCUCUGAUGCCGACAGCCCAAGUUGCGGCAACUCAAAGCCGCCGCUUUCUCUGAAACCCUCUGAUGAUCUUAUGGACUUGAUUAGCUUUGAUGAUGCACAAGAGUGCACUGAUCAAGAGACGGACGCUGCUUUGUCUCUUCCUCAUGCAACCAUAGAUGAUAUUAUUAAGGUUCAGGUUGAAGGAUUUUCAAAGAUGGCUGAGGAAAACGCUGCAUCUCGUGGUUCUUCCUCUGCUGAGUAAGUUUCGGUUAACAGGACAUGGAGGCAGAGGAAGCAUGUAUCUUUUGUAAAUCUUAUGUUCUAGGAGUUAAGUAGCUUUGUGCUGAACGAUUGCUUGAUAAUCUUUAUGGAAGUCCUCAUCUUUUUCUUUA
Molecule: messenger RNA, 1399 nt
Organism: Eutrema salsugineum
Lineage: Eukaryota; Viridiplantae; Streptophyta; Magnoliopsida; Brassicales; Brassicaceae
Exons: 6
Coding region: 66-851 (261 amino acids)
Molecular function (GO): protein binding
Source: RefSeq, a predicted model, not a curated record